This is a messenger RNA of Selaginella moellendorffii, 668 nucleotides long. RefSeq names its product ribosomal RNA-processing protein 17. The transcript has 4 exons. The record is from RefSeq and is a predicted model, not a curated record. Gene Ontology annotation, cellular component: nucleolus. Bases 26 to 463 code for a protein of 145 amino acids. NCBI's taxonomy places the organism in Eukaryota, Viridiplantae, Streptophyta, Lycopodiopsida, Selaginellales, Selaginellaceae. Gene Ontology annotation, molecular function: RNA binding.
GUGAGGGUUUUAGGGCAGCUCGGCUAUGGCGAGGCCGGGGGGUGGCGCCAAGCGCGCGCGGCGCGACAAGGGGCUUGUCGUGGAAUUCGACGAGGCCAAGCGCAGGGAGUUCCUGACGGGAUUCAGGAAGAGAAAGAAUCAGAGGCGCAAGGCAGGGGCUAUGCAGCAGCAAGCAAAGGAGAGGAAGAAAAAACUCGCGGCGAGGCAAGAGAGGCGGCUGCUCAGAAAACAAGCGCUUGGAUUGCAACAAGAUCCCGAGAGUUCUCAUGAUCCCGAGGAAGUUGACGACCAAGCGGAAGGCGAUAAUCUGGAAGAAACAGUGGUUUACGAAGACGAUCAGACAAGGACCGUGGUGAAUACAUGCCCGAUCGAAGACGGUGAUGUAAAGUCGAGGGCUCGUCCGAGCGGCAAGAAGAAAACCAGUCACAAAUCCCAAAAAAUCCAAAAGCUGACGCUUCCAUGAAACCUUCCCAACUGUUGAAUAGUUUGAAUGGACCAAAGCUAUUCCUUCUCUUGAAGAUGAAGAUGGUGUAAAGAGUUUUGGCUGGAGGCCACGGUUGCAGAACCUGAUUUUGGGAAAGACUAGAUCAAGCUUACAAUGCAGAUAGCCGGAAGUAUGCCAUGACGAGAUCGAUCAAGAGUUUAAACAAAACAGAAGGUUUGGGUCG